Messenger RNA from Amaranthus tricolor (Joseph's coat), 771 nucleotides. RefSeq names its product 18.3 kDa class I heat shock protein. Gene Ontology annotation, biological process: protein complex oligomerization; protein folding; response to heat. NCBI's taxonomy places the organism in Eukaryota, Viridiplantae, Streptophyta, Magnoliopsida, Caryophyllales, Amaranthaceae. The transcript has a single exon. Bases 113 to 589 code for a protein of 158 amino acids. The record is from RefSeq and is a predicted model, not a curated record.
UCUUGCUCUUCCUCUUCAUAUCAGAAUUCAGAUCAAAUCAACAAACAACUACAAAUCACUACAUAAACACACAGAUCUUCCGCCAUUAACAUUUUACAAUCAAUCACCAACAAUGUCGCUAAUUCCAAGCAACAUCUUCGGCAGACGCAGCAACGUAUUCGAUCCAUUCUCCAUGGACAUAUUCGACCCGUUCUUCGACCUUCCUUCAUCGCUCGCAACCAUCCCUCGCUCCGACACCUUCUCCGAAACAUCCGCCUUCGCCAACGCUAGAAUGGACUGGAAAGAGACUCCGGAAGCACACAUCUUCAAAGCGGAUCUUCCUGGUGUUAAGAAAGAGGAGGUUAAGGUCGAGGUUGAAGACGGAAAUGUGUUGAGGAUUAGCGGACAGAGAGCGAGAGAGAAGGAAGAGAAAAAUGACACUUGGCAUCGUGUUGAGAGGAGUUCUGGUCAGUUUAUGAGGCAAUUCAGGUUGCCAGAGAAUGCGAAGGUAAAUGAAGUUAAAGCAGCCAUGGAAAAUGGUGUACUUACUGUUACUGUUCCUAAAAUGGAGGCUCCCAAACCUGAAAUUAAGGCUAUUAAUAUUUCUUAAACAUGUAUGACUAGUGAAGUAAUGAUGAUAGAAAUCGAGUAUGUUGUGAUGAAAUAAAGAGCCCUAUGUUUUUCGAGUAUUAUGUUACCAGUAUCCCUCUUUAUGUUGUGAAUUAUGAAUAUGAUGUAAUGUUGUGGUUUUACUUUAAUGUAAAGUGGUUUCUUGCGGUUUUUUCUUGUAUA